Beta vulgaris subsp. vulgaris (sugar beet) is the source of this 1666-nucleotide messenger RNA. Its product is annotated as RING-H2 finger protein ATL54. Gene Ontology annotation, biological process: protein ubiquitination. Lineage: Eukaryota; Viridiplantae; Streptophyta; Magnoliopsida; Caryophyllales; Amaranthaceae. The coding region runs from base 213 to 1487 and encodes 424 amino acids. Gene Ontology annotation, molecular function: transferase activity. The record is from RefSeq and is a predicted model, not a curated record. The transcript has a single exon.
AUAGUGUCUUACCACACCUAAAACUUGAAAGAGAAAUGCAACCAUCUAAAUGUAAACAACAACAAACAACGUGUUCAACAAAUUUCUCUUUACUUGAUCUCCUUUCCCUCAGGACAAGGCUUAGACUAAACUAGGAACCACUUAUCCUUUCUCAUUUCCAAAAAUCCAACCUAUUAUUUCUCCUCUUUUACCUCCUAAAUGGUCUCUUAAUUAUGGCCAUUAGUGUUAGAAAACUGUUACAUUAUUAUCAUCUAACUUCCACUACUACAAAUUAUACUAAUACUCUCCCUUGCACUGAUUUUUGUGAUCCCUCAUGUGGUGGUGAUUUCGAUGAAUGUUACACUUUUCCGGCUGAACCCGACCCUCUACCGCCUCUUCCACCACCGCUACAACCGCCACCGAUCGUGGCAACUCCGUCGUCUACCACCACUACCACCACCACCACCCAUGAUUCUCUCCACUUAUCACCCCUUUUGAUUGUAAUAAUCAUUGUUUUAGCUAGUGCAUUUCUUUUGGUCUCAUACUAUGCUAUUGUCAUUAAGUAUUGUACCUUCUGGACCCGCUUAAUAAGAAGGUCUAACUCAGAUCACUUAGUUCAACCUCAUAAUAAUAAUCAUCAUCAUCCUGAUCAUGAUAGGAUUAAUCACAUGGUCAAUAAUCCACAUGAUCAUAAUAAUCCUGUGAUUGAUCACCCCAUUUGGUUAAUCUCAACCGUUGGAUUGCAUCAAUCUGUGAUCAAUUCGAUCACGGUCAUUCGAUACAAGAAGGAGGAUGGGUUGAUUGACGGUACAGAUUGUUCUGUUUGUCUUAGUGAGUUUCAACAUGGUGAAAGUCUUAGACUUUUGCCUAAAUGUAAGCAUGCUUUUCAUAUUGAUUGUAUUGAUACUUGGCUUAGGUCACAUACCAACUGCCCAAUGUGUAGAGCAGAUAUUGUUGUUAACUCCGGUAGGCCGUCUAUGGCGUCCAACGAGCCGAGUUUCGGUCAUUCGAGGCGGGCUGAGUUCACCCCGAUGCUUGAUUCGGAUUCAAGUGAUGUUGAAUUAGGUGGUAGCCAAACAGGGAAUAAUAAUAAUAAUAAUAAUAAUAAUAGUAGUAGUAGUAAUAAUCAUAAUAAUAAUAAUAAUAAUGUUAGCUUGGUGGUUGAAAACAGGGGAGAUAUAGGAGAUUUUGAGGUGGUUGUUGAUAUUGAUCAAAGUAAAAUGGAAAAUGAUAUUAAUGAUGUAGCAUUACUUGUAAGGAGGUCUUAUUCUAUGGAUUAUAGAAAUUCUAGACCUCCAUAUUUGCAACAAAACUCGAAUUCGAACUCGAACUCCAACUCCAACUCAAACUCAAACUCGAACUCGAGCUCGGUUCCAUUGAUUGGUAGUUCUUCUUCAAGACCAUUACCACCAAGGAUUAGAGUUAUGAAAAGAUCAUAUUCAUGGAGUGAAAGGGUAUUUUGGUCAGCAAGGAAUCAGAAUGAUCGCAGUUCAGAUAUCUCACCUUGAGAGAUUUAUUAGAUGAAAUCUAUAUUUAUGAUUUUAGGCCCCCCAAAAUGGGUGGACCAAUUUUUUUUUUUUAAUCUUUUUUCCCAGAAAAGAGAAAGUUGAGAAGUGGUAAAUGUACAUAUUUGUAUAGAAAUUAACCUUGUUCAGAUGAGAUUAUAUACACCAAAAUUCGGCUUUAA